Messenger RNA from Ictalurus punctatus (channel catfish), 3282 nucleotides. RefSeq names its product C2 calcium-dependent domain-containing protein 4C. NCBI's taxonomy places the organism in Eukaryota, Metazoa, Chordata, Actinopteri, Siluriformes, Ictaluridae. The coding region runs from base 136 to 1395 and encodes 419 amino acids. The record is from RefSeq and is a predicted model, not a curated record. The transcript has 2 exons.
CUCGCGCUUUGAAGAAGGACGUUCAGCUGGGUAGAGAUGAGCCGUUAGAGUGCUGAGAUUCACCACAGGAGAGCUGUAACGAAAGCUCACAAUAGAAACCCAGCUGUCCUUCAGUGGGUCAGACCCUGAAGAAUCAUGUGGGUUCUGGAGAAAAUCCGGAGCACAGUGGAGAACAAUGCUCCCCGACCAGGGGAGGCAGGAGACAAACAGGACAAAGCACCCAUCUACAGCAACGUUCUCACGCCUGAUAAGAUCCCGGACUUCUUCAUCCCUCCCAAGCUGGUGAGCUGCCCACCAGAGACUGAAACACUAGACGUGAAGCCCAAGGAAGGUCUACGGCCUUCCACCUCAGAGCAGACCAUUGGCAACAAAAUCAGCAGCCCUCGAAGUCCUCGCCUGGUCAGCAAACUAGCUGGAGACACCAAAAACCUGCUAAGGGCUGCCAACCGUCACAUCAUUCAGAUCGAGAGUGCAGAUGAUGUCGUUGCUGGGGACACCAAUGCUGACCCUCAGUCUCAGACAGCUAUGUCUUUGUCAUAUAUUCCAAAGACUCAGACCUCCUACGGAUUUGCUACACUAAUGGAGAGUCCCCACACUCGCCGGAAAGAGUCGCUCUUCCACUGUGACCACUCAAGCCCAGUCACGUCCCCCAACACCCAACGCAAGUCACCAGGCAAGACCGGUACUGAAGUUAACCAUCUGAACCCUCUGGAUUUCAACACGUCCCACAUCAACCCAUAUCGCUACUUUAGUGGGGGCGAGAGCGACACAUGCUCCUCAGCUGAGUCGUCCCCUUUCAGCUCACCUCUGCUGUCCCGCUCUGCCUCCUUGCUCAAGAUCUUCACCCAUGAGACUCAGGCCAAAGUGGUCAAAGCCAAGAGGACGUUCGCCCGGCACAGUUCACUCUCCACGGAUGAGUGCAGCUCUGCAGAGCCCAGCCCCAGCGUGCCCAGGAGGCUCCACUCUCCCGCAGGUGGUGGACUCCUGGACCAUCAGCAUGGAAAGGACAGACAGCAAAGGGAGCACAAGGUCAACCUCCAUAAGGGAGGCAUUCUCCGGCUCUGUGCUGAUUAUGACCCAGGAACAGCACGUUUGCGCGUCCGCAUCAUUUCGGCUGAGGACAUUUAUGACCAGACAUUUGACAUAAAGAGCAUUAAUUGCUGUGUGUCACUCUACCUCAACCCGGGCAAGCAGCAAAAGCAGAGAAGCACUAUUAUCAAGAACAGCCGCAAUCCCGUCUUCAACGAGGACUUCUUUUUUGAUUCUGUGAGCUCAGCUCAGGUGAAAAGCCUAGCUCUGAAGAUCAAAGUGGUGAACAAGGGCACUAGCCUGAAAAGGGACAGCCUAGUAGGCGAGAGAGAGGUUCCUCUGGGGAAGCUGCUGCCUGGUCUUUAAGCCUGCAUAAGGUCUUAUGAAGGCUUAGUGCGUUGAAAGGAGGCCUAAUAUAUCUUACAAUAAAUAGAUAAUCCUGUUACCAUGUAGUAUUAGCAGCAGUUCAUUUAGCAGUGACAUAUUUAUUCAUGACUACAACUUACACACUAGCUCAGCCUUUAUAGUAAGUAUAUGUAUACAUUUGAAUCUGGUAUGAAUAGAAACUAAAUAGAAAUCUUUACAUAUAUUGUACACAAACACAAAAAAAAAACUACCAGUCAAAAGAUCUUGAAAGUCUGACCAAGGAAUGCAUGUGUGUGUGAUUUGAGAUAUGUUAGAAAUUACUAUUUAAUUGAAACAAUUUUGAUCUUAUCAGAAAUGGCCAAAACCUUAUCAUUCUGAUUAGAACAUAUAUUUAUGUUUAAAACUAUUACAUUUAGGGUCUCAUUAGGAACUUAGAGCAGCCGGUUAAAUGAGAUUUUGCGAACUGUUUUAAAAGAUAAACUGCAGGUGUUCAAAAGUGUUAGAAGUGACAGUGUAUAUUUUAUUGUUUUAUGCUUGUUGUGUAAAGUAAUGCAGACAGAAUCAUUGCCUCUUGAUAGCAAAAAACAAACAAAAAAAAACAAACAUUUUUCUUCUAUGGAGUCCAGGGCUUUGAAACCCCCACGAUGAUUCAAUGUGCAAAAGUCAGCUUUGAUCCUGGAUGCACCAAACAGCUAAUUUGCAGGAUGAAUAAACAACCUGAGGAUAUUGCAUCACCCUGUCCGACAGUGGUGCAUGGUCGUAUGCUUAUACUUGUGAAUAGUUUUGUGAGACCCAAAAGCCUUAAUGAUGGAGGUGAAGGUUUGCAUGUCUUCACCAAAUUUAUCUGAACUAUCUUAUGCCGAGUAUGACUUUAUUAAUCUAUUCUGACUAAUUCUGCUUAUUAUAUGUCACUGUAUAUAUAUAAAAAAAAUGUAGAUUGAUAAUGUUUUUAAAUUAUUCUUGUAAAUAUUCAAUUUUGUCCUGGCCACUAAAUAAAACUGAUAAAUAGAGAUUACUUAACUAUGAGUGACAAUGGGGAACUAAGGAAAGUCUAAGCAUGUAAGCAUUAUUGUAAUAAUCUUUUUUACCGAAUAUAUUCUGCUGGAUUAAUUUACAUAAUGAAUAAUUCCUUAAGAGACAUGAUAAAAAAUAAAAAAAAAGAUUUGAGAUGUGGUGAUAGUGGUAUUAACCAAACACUCAGGAAAAAGAGUGUAAGUAUUGAUGGAAAUGAUAGACUGUGUGAUUGUGUAUUUGGUAAAAUAUUAAGAAAACCCAUGACUGUAGCUCAGCAUUUGUUGUGACGACCCUCAUUAAAAUCCAGAGUGGUGCAGAGUGUGCAAAUUCUCCCCUGUUAUUAAAAUUAAUAAUUAUGUCCUGAAAUGCUGCUUAAUUAAACAAGCUGAAACUUUACUUGUUUCAGCUUUUAAAAGAGUGCUGAAAUUUUCUGUUCAUGUUCACCUUUUUAUCAUAAAUAGGUCUUGAUCAGAGUCCCUCUUAUACUCAAGUCUUCCUGUUCUAACAGGUUUUUUUCUUUUCUUUUUUUUCUUUUUCUUUUCAGUGCCAAUCCAAUAUACUUGAUGUGUAAAUUGUUUUUAUUGUCUAAAGUUGUAAAUGCUGGAUUCUAGUUCCUCUGUUUUUGUAUUUGUAAUUGAUGUGAACUGAUUUUGUGACCAAAAACCUGUAUAUUAAACUGUGAAAUGUAGAAUGGGAAAUUAGAUGUGCUUUAUAUGUGGCAUGCUGUCCACAUUUUUGCAUGAAUACUGCGACGUACUGAUGUAUAUGCUGAUAAGCUUUUAAUGGAAAACUGCAGGUUGUGGUAAGAAAUGUACACUUUGCUUAAUGUGAGAAAAAUAAAGUUAUGUUGUGUGAUGAAUAAAAGAUCUGAUA